UCAUUGUUCCUAAAAUGUUGGUCAUUGUCUUCACUGAAGACCGAUACAUUUCCUACAGUGGUUGUGUUGCUCAAUUAUUUUCCUAUGUGUUCCUAGAAGGCAGUGAGGCUUUUUUACUCUUGGCUAUGGCCUAUGAUCGUUACAUUGCUAUAUGUUCUCCUUUGUAUUACAGGAGCAUUAUGGAGAAUAAAUUCUGUCUGAUGCUUGCAGCCAGUUCUUGGAUGUCUGGUGGUAUUAAUUCAUGUAUUCACACAGCACUAACUUUCAGUCUUCCAUUUUGUGGAUCUCAUUAUGUAAAUCAAUACUUUUGUGACAUACCACCACUUCUUCAUAUAUCUUGUAAGGUUACUUUUAUUAAUGAAAUAGUUUUAUUCACAGUUGGCGGAGUUUGGGUAGGUAUUGGGCCUUUCUUGCUAAUUAUAAUUUCCUACUCAUACAUCUGGUCUGCGAUAAGUAGAAUGCACUCAGCAGAGAGAAAAAGUAAGGUCUUCUCUACAUGUUCAGCUCAUAUAACAGUGGUUGCUCUAUUCUUUGGUGCAAGUAUUUUUACUUAUAUACAUCCUCCAUCCAGAUAUGCUUUAGAGGAGAACAGAGUUGUGUCUGUAAUAUAUAGUGUUUUGACACCAAUUUUUAAUCCUUUUAUAUACAGUUUGAGAAAUGACUCUGUAAAAGGAGCUUUACAGAAAGCUAUUAAAUACUUAUUGCUAGCAAAGAAAUAG
Rana temporaria (common frog) is the source of this 719-nucleotide messenger RNA. Its product is annotated as olfactory receptor 5V1-like. Gene Ontology annotation, biological process: G protein-coupled receptor signaling pathway. The transcript has a single exon. Gene Ontology annotation, molecular function: G protein-coupled receptor activity; olfactory receptor activity. The coding region runs from base 15 to 719 and encodes 234 amino acids. The record is from RefSeq and is a predicted model, not a curated record. Lineage: Eukaryota; Metazoa; Chordata; Amphibia; Anura; Ranidae. Gene Ontology annotation, cellular component: membrane.